Amphiprion ocellaris (clown anemonefish) is the source of this 3570-nucleotide messenger RNA. RefSeq lists its product as uncharacterized. Lineage: Eukaryota; Metazoa; Chordata; Actinopteri; Pomacentridae. Bases 1541 to 2362 code for a protein of 273 amino acids. The transcript is spliced from 4 exons. The record is from RefSeq and is a predicted model, not a curated record.
UUGUAAUUAGUUUUGUUUGUAUGACUGCUAUGUGAUCAGCUAUAGCUCGUGUUGGUGUAGUUCGUGUUGGCUGUUGUAAUGGUGAAGUCACAGCUGUUGUAGUUUGUGCUUUAGAAGUCAUUGAUCCACUGUACAUUGGUGCUGUGCUGUGAGUGGCUGUUGAUCCGGUGGUUUGUUUUGCAGCUGCGAGUGGCACAAUUGUUAUUGAUUCCGAAGAAGGUGUUGAUGAAGUCACUGAACCUGUUCUUACACGUGAAGAGCUUUUUACUGGAGUUGCUGAAUGCGAGCUUGCAGUUGUAAAUUGUGUUGUUCCUAUCAGUCUUGUAUGAUCAGCUGUCGUUUCUGGUGGCAUUGUGACAGAUAAUGUAGUUUGUGUCGAAGAGAUUUGUGAUGGUGCUGUAGUUAAUUUAGUUGUCACUCAUAUUGCUGAUACAGAUGUUGGUGAAGCCACUGAUUUGGUUGUUACAGAUGAUAGAGCCUCAGGUUGAGUUUGUAAUUGAGUUUUUACAGUUGUAAUUUCAGUUGAUCUUUGAAGGGGCAAAGCCACACUUGGUGUUGUUUUUGUGUAUAUAGUGACAGAUGCUGAGGUUUGUGAUGCAUUUGUAGUUGUAGCCAUACCACUGGUAGUUUGUGUUGCUGUUGGUGUUUAAGCCCAUUUCUGUGGAUGGUAUCACUUUUGUCAGUGUUGUCACUGAUCUAGAUGUAAAGGAUAUGUUGUGAUUUACAAACUCAUCUGUGAGCAGUUUAAUUGUUCAUUCUAAUGUAGAUGACUGUGAUGUGACUUAUUGUGUUGUAACAGAUGCUGGAGUCUUUGACUGUGUUGAUGAAUCUCUAAAAUGUGGAAAUGCUGGUUCUGUUGUUCAGAUUUAUGCUGUGGUGAAUAUCCAAAGAUAAUAUGUCUCGGUUGGAUGCAAUAGCUUACAUAGUUGCCAUGGGUGCAGCAGUUCAAAAACUGCUAGAGGUAAACAAUGAGCUGGAAUGCAUUUCCAUGCUUUAGUGAUUUUAAUUUGAUUGUAGAUAGGAAUUUGAUAUGCAAAGAAGAAUUUUCGCUUUCAUAGAAGAUAGCAAUUGUGAUGCACUGUUUUUUGUGUCAAAGAACUUGUUUGCAGUGCUGUUUUUAUCAGGGCUCCCUCCUCUGUCCCAGCUUCAGCUGCCCACCUGACCUCCCUCAUCCUCCUCCCUCCUAUUCCUCUCUCCACCUUCGUGCUGCAGCUCGGCAGAGCUGCUCUGUCCAGCUGCUGCUCAUCACCAAUCACUUGUCAACGGAACUCCGGGCAGCUGCGGUGCAGCACACCUGAUGAUCAUCUCCACAAUAAAAGCCAGCUGCACACUCCACACCCUGCCAGAUAGUAAACUCUGCACAUGCAGUCAGUCGUCUAGCCUUGAACCUUUGCUGAGAUUUUUUCCAUUGAAAAGCUUUACCUUGACUAACCCUGUUUCUCUUGCCUAGCUCCGCUGACCCAGCUGCCCGGUUCCACCUGCUCGGGAGCAAGGGUCAGUCUCGGGUCAUUACGAGUGGAAAAUAAGCCUGAAGUACAAAAUGGCCAACUACCGCACUAGACUGCGGAACAUUGGGUGUCCAGAAUUAAGCAUAAAUGCUGCCAAAGAAAAACGCAGGACAACAGGCAAAGGUCCCAACCAAGUGAAGAAGCCACGGAAAGCAGAGGUCAGUUACUGUCCUGAUUAUCCCAUAGGGGAAACAAAAGCAAGUCUUGAGCUGGAAAGAAAAAUCCUGUUGUUGGAGGUAAAGAAAAAGAACCAACCACUGAUAAAGGCUAAAAUGGAAAGAACUUUUGCCUACAGGAGACAGGAAAUCAUUCAGGACAUGCCCUUCAUCACCGAGUUCCAAGACAGAUGGCCAGCUCUGUUUUCUGAGAGCGAGCUAAAUGCAGAAUUCACACGCAUCACAACUGUUCCCCUGCUGUCCAGAAUCAUGUCCAAACUGGAUCAUUACACAAACCAGUUGAUGAAGGUGUUUAGAAAGAAGGGUGGAGCAGCAGGGCACAAAAUGAGCAUGAUCGUGGCAGCCAUGGACAAGAAUCCUACUGUUGAAACACGACGAGAAUGCAUCCUCAAAGCACUUUGUGUGUACCUCAAUGGAAAUCCAGAAAAUUUCAUAAAGGACUAUGUGGUUGUUGAACCUGGUGCAAUGAGAGCAAUGGAGGAAAAGGUCAUGGAAAUCUAUGUUAUCCGACAUGAGGGAGCAGAGCCCACAGAGUCGCCUGAGGAUGUUGGCAUCAUAAUUGAGGGAGUUGAAGUGUUGCAGGAUCUGAGAGACGUGGCAAAUGGGUGUGCAGUCCUGUUUGGCCUCAUCUACAGUUUAAACCUCACCUACCCCAAAAGACCUGAGAUACACGUUUGAAUUUUUCAGAAAGUUUCGAUGGAUUUGGAUGGCAACGGACUUUCCACAAAGGUGCAGGUCCUCAAGAACCGAUUACAUGAGUAAUCCCACCUGCAGUACACCACUGACUGAAGUGAUUAUUGCAUUUAAAACUGAAAAAACUCUACUGGCACUAAUUGUGCGUCUGUACCCUGCAACAGUGUGUGUACACGUUGCUUCUUUUUUUUUUUUUUUUUAAACCUGUAUUUUCCUAAGCAGAGAAUUUGUUCUGCCCCCUGCCUCUCUCCCAGGAAACAAUUUGGACAUGGACUUGUAGCUAUAAACUGCAAUUGAUUAUAGAAACUGGUGAAACUGUGAUGGGGGUUACUGGUUCUUAUAGUUGUUUUAUUAUGUUGAGUAUUAUAACAUCUGAUAUGUUUUUUUUUGGUUGGUUGUUUGUUUUUACCCUCAAGUGGUAAAUGUUUCUGCAGAGAAGUUUGUCAUUCAAAUAGAACACUCAUUUGCUCUUUUUCAGUUUUUUAAAUUUUUAUGUUCUUAUGUAUUAUCUGAUGUGUAACAUCAAGCUCUAGUAAUUAAGGAAUGUUUUCUCCAUUUUUUUUCUCCAAUGUUUAAGACAAUGUUAUUCAGGCAUGACUAGUGCACUUUAAAGGAACCAAGAGUUUUGUCAAUUUUUGAAGCUUGAUCAAAAUUUUUAUAACUUUUCUCAAUUUAUUGAAUGUUUUAAGUGCACAACACUAAAUGGUGUAGUUGUGUUUAGAUAAUUGUGUUAAUAAUGGUUUAUUUGCUAUUUCUCAGUUUGGAGAAUUUUUUUAAUGUAAUAUCUGAUGUGUAAUAUGAAGCAAUAGUAAUUUAGAUAAUUGUUAAGGUUUUCUCCAAUUUAUUUACAUGUUUAAGACAAUGUUAUUCAGGCAUGUCUAGUGCACUUGAAAGGAACUAAGAGUAAUAUUUUUGAAUCUUAAUUUUUUGUACAUUUGUCUUUAUUUUUUCUCAGUUUAUUUUCUCAGAUUUAUAGAAAAUAAAAAAGUGCUAAGCACUGAAUACUCUUGUUUUGUUUACAGUGGUUUAGUUUAUUGCAAGGUUGAUGUUGGGUUGUUUUUUUUCUAUUAUUACUUUUUCCAAGUCAGUUAGCAUCAACCUGUACUUGUUGGGGCCUGUUUGUUUGACACAUGCCUUACAGUUGAUGACCUGAUAUAUUUUUUAUAAAGUCAGGUGAAGUAAAAUGACUAACU